AGUAAGGAAACGCGGCCUAAGCAACAUUUGCCUCGCGGAAAGUUGCAUCUCGUGUAUAUUCUCCUAUUAGUCUGCGUGGCUGGUAUCAGCAAUUGUUUACCACCAAUCCUCAUGACACGGCCUGUCUAUUUUGGAGCCGAGCCACUCAAGUCGGAAAUUCGUCUGAAAACGUCUACGCGAGUCUUCCAGCAAGACUACGCCUACGCGAUGCCGCCUUCCCCCGAGGUCGAUGCUGCGUGGUCCUCCCUUCUCCCGCAAAACGGCGGCUUCUUCACGCACCCGACACUUGCACCAACAGAGAGCUGCGUGGCGGUUUUCCAUCAGAUUCACUGCCUUGACAUGCUACGCAAGGCACUUUACGAGGCACGCAAUGAUACUAUGGAACACCCAAAGCACGAGAGAAAGAACCCGGAUGACCUCGACGGAAAGAUUUAUGCGAGCGAGGCGGAGGAGCUCAAUGCGUCUCACGACAUGGACCAUCUAGGACAUUGCUUUGAUCUCUUGCGCCAAGUCAUCAUGUGCAAGCCUGAUCUCACGAUCGAAGUUGCCAACGUCGUAGUCGACGGCGUGACGGGUUUCGACACAGAACAUCAGUGCAUUGACUGA
Molecule: messenger RNA, 606 nt
Organism: Colletotrichum acutatum
Lineage: Eukaryota; Fungi; Ascomycota; Sordariomycetes; Glomerellales; Glomerellaceae
Exons: 3
Biological process (GO): mycotoxin biosynthetic process
Source: RefSeq, a predicted model, not a curated record